Lathyrus sativus (Indian pea) is the source of this 1272-nucleotide messenger RNA. The record is from the annotation of a GenBank genome assembly. NCBI's taxonomy places the organism in Eukaryota, Viridiplantae, Streptophyta, Magnoliopsida, Fabales, Fabaceae.
AUGGCACGCAAGAAGAUCAGAGAGUAUGAUUCUAAGAGGUUGUUGAAGGAGCAUUUUAAGAGAAUUUCUGGAAAGGAUUUGCCAAUUAAGUCUGCACAAAUUACAGAAACAACUGAUAUCAAUGAGCUAGUAGAUAAGGAACCAUGGCUUUCAUCUUCAAAAUUGGUUGUGAAACCUGACAUGUUGUUUGGAAAACGUGGCAAAAGUGGUUUGGUUGCUUUGAAUCUGGAUUUGGCCGAAGUUGCUGGUUUUGUAAAAGAGCGUCUUGGAAAAGAGGUUGAGAUGGGUGGAUGCAAAGGACCUAUAACAACUUUCAUUGUUGAACCUUUCAUUCCACAUGAUGAAGAGUUUUACCUUAACAUUGUCUCUGAGAGACUAGGAAACAGUAUAAGCUUUUCUGAAUGUGGAGGAAUUGACAUUGAAGAAAACUGGGAUAAGGUGAAGACUGUAUUUAUUCCAACAGGGGAAUCUCUUACAUCAGAGAAUAUAUCAGCACUUAUUGCAACCCUCCCCUUGGAGAUCAAGGGAGAACUUGAGGAUUUUCUCAAGGUGGUUUUCAAUAUAUUUCAAGAUCUGGAUUUCACAUUCUUAGAGAUGAAUCCUUUUGCCCUGGUGGAUGGAAAGCCUUAUCCUUUGGAUAUGAGAGGAGAGCUAGAUGACACUGCUGCUUUCAAGAACUUCAAGAAAUGGGGAGACAUUGAAUUUCCUUUGCCAUUUGGAAGGGUUAUGAGUCCUACCGAGUCCUUCAUUCAUGGGUUAGAUGAAAAGACAAGUGCAUCAUUGAAAUUUACAGUGUUAAACCCGUUGGGUCGAAUUUGGACUAUGGUAGCUGGAGGAGGUGCCAGUGUGAUCUACGCUGAUACGGUAGGAGAUCUUGGUUAUGCUCCAGAGCUCGGAAACUAUGCAGAAUACAGUGGCGCACCAAAGGAGGAUGAGGUCUUGCAGUAUGCCAGAGUUGUAAUCGAUUGUGCAACUGCAAAUCCCGAUGGCCAAAAGAGAGCCCUUGUGAUCGGAGGAGGAAUUGCUAACUUCACUGAUGUUGCUGCUACAUUCAGUGGCAUCAUUCAAGCUCUCAAGGAGAAGGAACAAAAGCUAAAAGAAGCAAAUAUGCACAUCUAUGUGAGGAGAGGAGGUCCCAACUACCAGAGGGGUCUAGCAAAAAUGAGGGCACUUGGAGAGGAAAUUGGCAUUCCAAUUGAGGUUUAUGGACCUGAAGCUACAAUGACUGGUAUAUGCAAACAGGCAAUCCAGUGCAUCACUGCAAGUGCAUAA